AUGGCAACUCCCAUAUCCCAAUUCUUCUCGCUGGAAGGUCAAACAGCCGUAGUAACAGGCGGAACCCGGGGAAUCGGCCAAGCAGCAGCAAUAGCACUCGCGGAAAGCGGUGCAGAUAUAAUCUUGAUACAGCGCGAUCGCAGUCAAGAUUCCACAGCAAAAUCCAUAGAGGCAACAGGACGAAAAGCAACAAUAUACACCGCAGACCUAUCCUCACAGGUAGAGGUCAAGGCACUUACACCAAAGAUUCUGGAAGAUGGACAUAAAAUCAAUAUUCUUGUAAAUUGCGCGGGAAUUCAAAAACGGCAUCCUAGCGCACAGUUUCCGGACGAGGAUUGGAACGAGGUCCUCCAAGUAAACUUAACAACCGUAUUCACACUCUGCCGCGACAUCGGCGCACACAUGCUCUCCCUCGAACCCUCCCCCGUCACCGGCCGUCGCGGCUCGAUAAUCAACUUCGCAUCCCUCCUCUCCUUCCAAGGCGGACUCACCGUUCCCGCCUACGCAGCUUCCAAAGGCGCCGUCGCACAAUUAACGAAAAGUCUGGCAAACGAAUGGACGAGUAAGGGGAUUAUUGUGAAUGCAAUUGCGCCCGGUUAUAUUGAGACGGAGAUGAAUACUGCGUUGUUGAAUAACCCGGAGAGACUGAGGAGUAUUAGUGAGAGGAUCCCUGCUGGGAGAUGGGGGACGCCGGAGGAUUUUAAGGGGAGUGUGGUUUUCUUGGCGGGGAAAGGGAGUGCGUAUGUUAGUGGACAUGUGCUUGUUGUUGAUGGGGGCUGGAUGGGGAGGUGA
Messenger RNA from Glarea lozoyensis ATCC 20868, 792 nucleotides. RefSeq names its product NAD(P)-binding Rossmann-fold containing protein. NCBI's taxonomy places the organism in Eukaryota, Fungi, Ascomycota, Leotiomycetes, Helotiales, Helotiaceae. The transcript has 3 exons. The coding region runs from base 1 to 792 and encodes 263 amino acids. The record is from RefSeq and is a predicted model, not a curated record. Gene Ontology annotation, molecular function: oxidoreductase activity, acting on the CH-OH group of donors, NAD or NADP as acceptor.